Lizanozyma spartinae is the source of this 984-nucleotide messenger RNA. RefSeq names its product phosphoprotein phosphatase PP4 catalytic subunit (gene PPH3). NCBI's taxonomy places the organism in Eukaryota, Fungi, Ascomycota, Pichiomycetes, Serinales, Debaryomycetaceae. Gene Ontology annotation, molecular function: protein serine/threonine phosphatase activity. The coding region runs from base 1 to 984 and encodes 327 amino acids. The record is from RefSeq and is a predicted model, not a curated record. The transcript has a single exon. Gene Ontology annotation, cellular component: nucleus; cytoplasm. Gene Ontology annotation, biological process: double-strand break repair via homologous recombination; peptidyl-serine dephosphorylation.
AUGCUAAAUUUAGAUGAGUAUGUGGAUGUACUAAAAGGUUGUACAAGAGGAACAGGAAAGACCACUAACAUUCUCUCUAGAACCAUUGUCAAUAUACGACAGUGUAAACACAUACCAGAAGCAGAUGUGGCCGAGCUCUGUUCCAAAGUAAUAGAGAUUCUUAUAGAAGAGCCCAACAUCCAACAUGUGGACACACCGGUGACUAUAUGCGGAGAUAUACAUGGGCAACUCCAUGAUUUGCUCACGCUACUAGCUACCGGGAACGAAUGUCCGGAAACGCAGUACUUAUUCCUUGGAGACUUUGUUGAUCGAGGGUUCUAUUCAUUGGAGUGUUUCCUACUACUAAUUGCAUUAAAAGUCCGCUAUCCUGAUCGCAUCACACUUAUAAGAGGGAACCACGAACUGCGACAGAUCACUACGGUUUAUGGGUUUUAUGACGAAUGUGUUCGGAAAUAUGGUAGUGUGAACGUUUGGAGGUUUUGUAGUGAGGUGUUUGAUUAUCUUUCAUUGGGGGCACUUGUGGGGGGUAAAGGGGGGGUUUUUUGCAUACACGGAGGUUUAAGUCCGGAUAUUGAUACUAUAGAUCAAAUUAGAAUCUUAGAUAGGAAGCAAGAAGUGCCCCAUGAAGGAGGAAUGUGUGAUCUACUUUGGUCUGAUCCAGAUGAUGUUCCCGGAUGGGCCGUACUGCCACGAGGAGCAGGAUUUUUAUUUGGUGAGAAUGAAGUUAACCAAUUUCUACAUACUAAUGAUGUGAGUUUAAUAGCUCGAGCUCAUCAAUUGGUUAUGGAAGGAUAUAAGGAAAUCUUUGGUGAAAAAUUGGUGACAGUAUGGUCGGCUCCCAAUUAUUGUUAUAGAUGUGGGAAUGUCGCAAGUGUAUUAACCAUUGAUGAUAAUUUACAACGGAAUUAUAAGGUGUUUGAGGCUGCUAAUCAAGAUAUAACAGAAUUACCAACUAAACGGUCAACCAAUGACUAUUUUGUAUGA